This is a messenger RNA of Microdochium trichocladiopsis, 2572 nucleotides long. Its product is annotated as Septin-domain-containing protein. The record is from RefSeq and is a predicted model, not a curated record. Gene Ontology annotation, cellular component: septin ring; cell division site; microtubule cytoskeleton. The transcript is spliced from 4 exons. Gene Ontology annotation, biological process: cytoskeleton-dependent cytokinesis. Bases 278 to 2347 code for a protein of 689 amino acids. Gene Ontology annotation, molecular function: molecular adaptor activity; GTPase activity; GTP binding. Lineage: Eukaryota; Fungi; Ascomycota; Sordariomycetes; Xylariales; Microdochiaceae.
CCCCGCUCUCCCUGCCCCUUCCCCAGCUGCUGCUGGUUCCAGGGCCCUUUCCAUGACGGCUUCGGGGCCGAUAAGCAAGCAAGCAAGCACGUCCUUUGUUUCGCAUCGCAUCACAUCACCCAUGUGUGUGUCUCUCUCCUGAGAGCAUCUCUCCAUCACCAGCUCCAUCGCUCCUUCUCCCCCCCGCCACGCGUCCGUUGCGCUGAACAAUCCUCUCACUCCAUGACUGCGCGUCUCGACUUUCAGCCCACCUAGAUGUCGACCGCCCUCAGCUACAAUGAGACCUAUGGCCGGCGAUAGCGCCUUCGGGCGCCCCCGCAUCACCACUCGUGAAGAUGAUGUCCAUCAUCCUCCUGCAUCGUCCGCUUCAAGCAGUCACAUGUCCUUCGUCUUUGCCGAUGAGGCUUCUGUAGAUUCAUACAUCGACCAGUCCCAGUCCGCCGCUCGUUCCUUCUUCCGCGAUCCUCGGAAGCACCGUGACCCGACAACUUCUCAGGCUGUCCGUGGUGAUGACAAGAACCACGACAGUCGCUCGAGGCCGACUUCGCAACACCAGCGUCCUCCGAGUCGCGAUGCCGCAGGCCCGGCACAUUCGCCAGUCUCUCGUCAUUCGGCCUUUACAUGCAGCCCGGCCUCUUUCGGCACCUUCAAUCAGACUGAGCUUUCGCGUCCUAUCACACCCAUCAUGCUAGGGCCAUCCAUCUCCGGCAGUUCAAUCAUCAGUAGUCCAUCAUCGAGACGAAACUCGCUUGGCGGAUCCAUCUCCGAACACGCUCUAUCUGAGGACGGAGAGCAGGAGACACCUGGCGAACACAAUUCUUCAAAGCUCGCGGGUGGCGCUGGCGCUCCUCAACUCGUGAUGCCCAGCAUCGAAAUGCCGGCGCGAAGACGUUUUACAGAAACGGGCAAGAACCUUGGCCGGCUCAAAAUCCUCCUCGCUGGCGACUCAGGCAUCGGCAAAACGUCACUGAUCAAAUCGAUCGCGCAAGCCUGCCAACAUAUCGUUCAUGUUGACCCCAUCAUAGCCCAUCCCCAACUACUAAGAAGACAUUCCGGCGCGACCGAGUCGGAUCACCUGCGUCCGACAACAGGCAUAGUUGAGAUCUUAGCAAGCACAAAGCCGUACCCCGAAUGGUGGGCCGAGGUCAAUGUCAGCUCUUCCGGUAGACGCAAAAGCCUUGGCGACGGUGUUCUUGACCGCAAUAUAUGCUUUGUGGACACUCCAGGUUAUGGACGAGGCUCAUCGUCCAUGGAAAUGAUUGUGUCGUGUGUGGACUAUGUCGAGGCUCACCUGAACAAGAUGGCUUCGGAGUCCAUGAGUGAGUCGGAGCUGCUCAAUAUGCUUGGCGGGGCUGGAGGUUGUCAGACCGAUGUUGUACUCUACAUGAUCGCGCAGAAACUCAAACCAGCGGAUCUGGAGUACAUGCGACGCCUAAGCCGACUUACCAACGUCAUUCCUAUUCUCUCGCGUGUAGACACCAUGUCUUCACAGCAAAUCAAGAGCUGUAAGGAGCAGAUCUCGUGCCAGCUGCAGGAUGCCGGAAUCCAGACCUUUAGCUUUGAUCGCUUUCCCACAUCUCCCAACGCUCCAACGUCGCCCUAUGCAGUGUCGAGCGCGAAAGGAUCCGAUCAUGAUAUCAUGGACGCGAGUGUUUUGAUGAGUUCGAACUAUGCGCAACCUUUGAUAGGCACAGAUCUGCUGUAUGUGGUGGACAAGCUCUUUAGUCUCGAGGGCGUGUCUUGGCUGCGUCACGCGGCGGGACGAAAAUAUCUCGACUGGAUAUCCACAGAUUCGCCUCGGCCCCGCCACCUGUACAAGCCUUUGGAAACACCAGGUCCCUCAGUCUCGAACGCGCUGGUCAGAUACACAACCCAACUGGGAGGUUUGCGCCGAGCCUCAAGGCCGGAGGCUGACAGUUCAGGAUUCCGAUUUGAUGGAGGCACACGGCUGUAUGUUGCAGACUGGGCCGCCGAUCUUCAGCGAAGUCUCGCAGCCGAAAGGGAGCAGGACUCGGCCAUGCGUCAAUUCUAUGACGAACUCGAUGGCAAAGCUGACCGUGCCAUGGUCGCAACUCAUGGUGACAGAAGUCGUAGCUGCGUACAGCGACGAAGACAAUAUGGCAGUGUCAGACAGAAGCCUGCUAAGAGAACCAGAAUCCAGCAGGACCCAUUGGGGCUACUGCAGGUGUCGGCAGAUCUCAAGGCGACAAGCUGGGUGGCGCUGGAGGUAUUGGGAAGCCUAGGAAUCCUGGGAGGUCUGGCAUUCUGGCUCUCGAGACAACACUGGCAUAGCGAGCCGGUGCUGUUGGUGGAUGACUGGGCGAGGUUCUGGGGUAUGGAGUUUUGAUUUCGAAGUAUGGCGUUCCGGCAGCGGUAUUGACUUGACGUAUACCAAUUGCUUCAAUGUAAGCGUGUGCGAUGGAAGCGACCUUCGUAGCGAGAAGGAUACUUUGUGCCGGGUUGCGGUCUUGAGUGCCCCAGAACGUGACGUACUUGGUUGCUGUUGUCGAAGCAAAAAAUCCAGAGUGAUUUUGUAGAUCUCGACGGACCAAAUUCUUGGGCCCAUACAUGG